Messenger RNA from Cornus florida, 1355 nucleotides. RefSeq names its product defective in cullin neddylation protein AAR3. The record is from RefSeq and is a predicted model, not a curated record. Gene Ontology annotation, cellular component: ubiquitin ligase complex. Gene Ontology annotation, biological process: protein neddylation; positive regulation of ubiquitin-protein transferase activity. The transcript has 9 exons. Gene Ontology annotation, molecular function: ubiquitin-like protein binding; ubiquitin conjugating enzyme binding; cullin family protein binding. Bases 212 to 1165 code for a protein of 317 amino acids. Lineage: Eukaryota; Viridiplantae; Streptophyta; Magnoliopsida; Cornales; Cornaceae.
UCCCAACAGUAACAGCGCAUCUUUCUCCUCAAAAAAGUAUAAUAAUAAAUCUUGAAAAAAUUUGCUUAAAAUUCACUCUAUGCGUUUCACUUUGAGACGAGAGAGAGUCCGUGCUGAGCUCCGUCUAGGGUUUUUCUCACCCCCAAAAUCAAUCUGUCACCUCUCUUCUCAUAAUCCAUAGCUCGCAAGAGCUCCGAUUACACUUAAAUCGAUGGACUCCUCCGGUUCGAAUCGGUUCGACAUCUUUGAGAUGUACAGGCGAUACUGUGACAUCACAUCAAGGCCAUACGCUACUGGGGGUGAGGGCUAUGGAGCAGAUGUUGAAUCACUAAAAGCUAAUCUUUCAAGGGAAGCUUUAGCUCACCUCUUAAAAUUGGUGGAAUCAAGGGUACAUACAAGAAUGUCCAUCUUUGAUGAAGUUUUCAAGCUCAUGUCAAGUCUAGACUUGAUGGACUUCUCUGAAUUCUCGCGCUUUUAUGAUUUUGUGUUCUUCAUUUGCCGUGAAAAUGGUCAAAAGAACAUCACUGUAAGCAGGGCUCUUACGGCUUGGAGAUUAGUCUUACCAGGAAGGUUUCGGCUACUCAAUCAAUGGUGCAACUUUGUUGAGAACAAUCAGCGACAUAACAUAUCUGAGGAUACUUGGCGGCAAGUUUUAGCCUUCAGCCGGUGUGUACAUGAAAAUCUUGAAGGGUAUGAUCCUGAAGGGGCAUGGCCUGUUCUAAUUGAUGACUUUGUUGAGUACAUGUAUAGGAUCACAGGGUCCAAAAACAAUCCCAACUUAUGCUGUAAUUGUGGUGAUUCAGAAGCCCAGCCAUUUGAGGAUCCUUUCCCUGGAUUGAAAACUGUUCCGGGUUUGAAGAGAAAGUUACACGAGGACUUGGCAAGAAAUGAGUUGCAGACCAUGGAUACAUCUGCAGGAUCUUGUUUCCCAUUGAAUAGCAAGAGAAGGCAAAUUUUUGUUACUGACAAACAAGUGCAUCGGGAAAAUGAUCCACCCGGAAAUGAUACAGAUGACUGCAUGGAAAUUGGUAAACAAAAUAUCCCAUUGGGUUGCUCCAAGUCUCAGUGUGCUGUUGAAGGUUGUCUCUCCAAGGGUUUUGCCGGGCUCUUCUCUAGUCGAUCGUGUUUGCAGUUUGAUCAGGAAAUAAGAGUUUCCUUUACAUAGAUCUCUCACCAGAAUAUAUUGAAGAGUUUGGUAAAUUAUGCGUUUUGCUUGAGUUUGUAAUUUUACUAUAGGUAUCCCAAUUUUCUUUUGUUAUUGGGGGUUGUUUUCUGAUUAAUUUGUGGUUGCAUGUUAAAAUUAGUUAAUUGUGAUUGAGAAAAUCAAUAAAACAAUGGUCAUUUAUUUUUGUGCA